UCAAACAGAAUCAUCCUCUCAGUGACGACAUUGAACGCCUCGUCAGAACAAACCCAGAAGUUUACAAGGAGAAUUAAGAUGGCGCAGCAGUUCGUGAAUGCUCAGAUUAAAGGGGACAAAGUGGUGGUCUUUCUGAAGCCGUCAUGUCCCUACUGUGUCAUGGCUCAGGAGGUAUUCUCCAAAUACCAGUUCAAGCCUGGCCAUUUGGAGUGUAUUAACAUCAGUGGACGCAGCGACAUGGACAGCCUCCAGGACUAUUUCCUGGAAACCACCGGAGCCCGAUCGGUCCCACGGGUGUUCAUUGGUGAGAAGUGUGUGGGAGGAGGAAGUGACGUGCAAGACCUGGACAAGAGUGGCAAGCUGAAGGGAAUGCUGGAGUCUAUCGGGGCCCUUCAGUGAUCUGCUUCCAGGGUGGGAGCCUCCAGAUGUGGUCACAUGACCAAGCAGCGGGACUUGCGCAGUUUGCGCCGCCGCUGCUGAUACUCGCUGAGCUCCUGCAGGUAUCCUCUGGACGGCCAGCGGAGCCUCUCCACCUGCUCACGCUCCUCCUCUGAAAAUGAUUUUUAAAAAAAAGAAAAAAAAAGACGGCAUGAAGAGCAUGAAUCUGUUACAGCUGCAAGCAUCAAUAAUGUGACUGCAGGCCCAGGAAGAAGAACAAUAUGGAAAUGUUUACAUUGCUCCUACACACAUUAACUGUAAUAUGUUCUUAGUGGAAGCCGAAGAGCAUGAAAUAUCUAAAAAUUUGUCCCCAGCUUAAGUGUGCCCUUACGUAUCCGUCCAGUAGCAUAUUGAGUCCUGUGCGAUUGAUGAACACAAUAAAACACUUUCUGCUUCGCA
This is a messenger RNA of Gambusia affinis (western mosquitofish), 837 nucleotides long. RefSeq names its product glutaredoxin (thioltransferase) (gene glrx). Bases 79 to 399 code for a protein of 106 amino acids. The record is from RefSeq and is a predicted model, not a curated record. Lineage: Eukaryota; Metazoa; Chordata; Actinopteri; Cyprinodontiformes; Poeciliidae. The transcript has 3 exons.